Anopheles maculipalpis is the source of this 4872-nucleotide messenger RNA. Its product is annotated as titin. The coding region runs from base 1 to 4872 and encodes 1623 amino acids. NCBI's taxonomy places the organism in Eukaryota, Metazoa, Arthropoda, Insecta, Diptera, Culicidae. Gene Ontology annotation, molecular function: calmodulin binding. The record is from RefSeq and is a predicted model, not a curated record. The transcript is spliced from 2 exons.
AUGCCAAUAUCAGCGCCCAAAAUUCCCGAAGGUUUGCCCGAGCUGAUGCGCGGGUUGGCCAAGAGUGUCAUAAAAGAAAAUCCGGAAAAUCUGUACGUCCAUGCGGCCGAGUACUUUGAAAACUUAAUCCGUGAGCGUGAUGGCCACCUCGAGCAGGGCUAUCAAACGUUCAAUGCGUAUCAGGUAUACGCGGACUAUAAGGAGAAGACGCGUGAAAAGUUAGGCUUAACCAAGGACCCUUCGCUUAGUGAUGGUAUCGGCGGUGAUGGUGAUGAAAGUGGUAGUGGAGGAAGUGACUCUAACAUACGGGGUCGUAAGCGACGUCGCGCGCGUAAGCCUUCGUCACGGGAGAAGGAAAAUCCUCCCACGAUAGUGGGCAAUCCGUCGGUUAGCGAUGAAGGAGAGCCACAAAAAUUGAAAUCCGUUUCGGAAGACAGUGGUCCGGUACCGGUGGUGGAGCAGGAGAUUGUGAAAGUACAUUAUAAUCCACCGGAGGCGGUCCCGUCCCCGGUGCGGGUAGUUAGUGCACAAUCGGUGGAAGCAGACCAGGCCGUUUCGAGCAUUUUGGAUGAUGAACAGAUUCUUGAUUCGGACGGUACAGGUGGAAGAGAGACGGGCGAUGAGCUGGUUGAUAAUAGGGAUGAUAUAGGGACGGCUCCGAGCACUGCAGAAAUUGCGGAGCAAUCGCGUGUAGAGGAUGUUGAUGCAGAGCCGGGCACCAGGAUGAGCUUGCAAGAUAUGGAAACGUGUUUCAUGCAUGCAAAUGUUGAUGAUUUAUUAGAAAAGCGAAUUUCCGAAGAUACGGGCACAGUGGCGGAUGAAGGAGAAGAUAUUCCAGAGGGCCCACAGGCUAAAGUGGAACUUAAUGACGAUAUAGGUGAAGCUGAUCAUCAGCUUCCAGAAGUGGAGAAAGAGGUGAAGGAGAGUGAAGAAACUCAAUCUCAAACGGAGGCAUCGGUGGAGCAGCUGCUGGAGGCCGAUAGCAAAACUUCUUCAUCACUAAAAAUGCCUGCCGAAAGUGUCGUUGAUGCUGUUGCGGACGUAACUAAUAAACCCGAAGCGAUGGAUCAGAGUGAAGCUGAACCAGCUAAAGAAACUGAACAAAUCAUUGUUGACUCUGUUAAUGAACAAGCGGAAGAAAAAUCUAUGAAAAAUAGUGCAGAUGAACCCACUCUUGAAAGCGAAGUUAUAAAUGAUGAAAUCUUGCAAGUUAGUUCAGAUGAACCAAAAGAGGAACCAGAUACUUUGAGUGAAGAAAAAGAUACCACUGACACAAAAGUGGAUAGAGAGAGAGAAAUGAUAGAGAAUCCGAUCGAAUCCUCCGAAGCUACUAAUCUUAACGAAUCGAAAAAAAUAGAUGAUCUUUGCGAAGCACAAAAGCUAACUGAAUCAACGGAUAAUGUGGUGGAAACUGUUAAUGAAACAGAAAAUUUAUCUGCUGAAAAACCGGAAGAAUCACCGAUAAUUUCUUCCCGAAUAGGAUUCGAAGAGGAUGAAGUGGGAAAUGACGCAAAUGAGACCGUUGCCACAGAAAACGUGGAGACCAAUGAUGAUCCUGAAGAACAAGAACUUGCAAAGUCUGAAGAAGCAAAUGUGUCUGAUCAACCGAACGAGGUUCAAAUGAGUGAAGAAAGUGUAAAAGAUGAAAACAAUGUUCUCGUAACUACGCAAAAUGAAUCCGAUCAAAUCAUUGAUAAUGAUAACCAAGUUGAAAAUGAUAAACCUUCAGAGGAGCCGGUACCACCCGAGUCCACCGGUGCAAUAACAGAUGAAACAGCUGUUGAACUGAAAGAAGGAUCAAAAGAAGCGCAAGAUGAAAUUCCGAAACAAGAAAGUGAUGCUGCAGACGUUAAUGUUGAUGAAGAUCCAAAAGAAAGUGUAGCUGAAGGUAACAUAAAUAAAUCACAAAAGCAAACAGAAACAAAUGAGAAUACAAUCAUACCUGAACCUUCAAGUGAAGAUGCGACAAAAGAUGAGACAAACAAAGAAAAUUUGGUCAAAUUAGUUGAACCUAAUGAAAGCGUUUCAGCAGCCAUAGCGGAAGAACCCGUUCCAUUAACUCCCGAUACAAAACCUGAUGAAACCUUCUCCGAUCCAGCGGAUGCUCCUGAUGUUGAUGCAGAUGCAGUGGAAGAAAAAGAAACUUCAGAACCUAACAAAGGAGAAACAGAUGAUUUGAACGAAGGGGGCAAGAAUGAAAACUUCAAUUUACAAAGCAUCGAUCAAGAGGUAAAUGAACAAAACACUGAAACAGAUAAAAAUGCUUUGCUAAUAAAGGAUCAAUCUCUUGAAGAUGUAGUUCACGCUGAGGCAGAAUCGAGCGGCUCAGUAGUAGAUGCGGUAGUUACGAGCGGUGAUUUAAUUACUGAAGAGAAUGCUCUCACCAUUCCAGCCGGAACUAUCGUAGAUGAAGUAAAUACGAUCCCCGAACCAGCAGAGCUAGUUGCUGCAAAUGAUCAACAAGGUGAUGGCUCUGUUAAAGAGUAUAAAAUUCAGAAUCAAGAGUCAGAUGAAGUAAAAGUUGAUGCUAAAGGUGCUACAGAGGAUGAGAAGAGUCCGAAAGCAGCUGUACCCGAAAGUUUGGCAACAGAUGCGAGUUCCACAUUCGAAAAUGUUGUAAUUGAUGAAAUGCAGAAACUGCUUCAGGACGAUGUUAAUGAUAAAGAAAGUGUUGAAAAUAAUGCCGGAUCCUCCGAUACCAGGCCCGAAGAGGACAAACAUGUAGCAGAAAAUGUGGUCGGUACAGAGUCAUCGAAUGUAGAUGAAAAGGAUGCCGGUACGACAGUGCCUAGUGCAUCAGCAGAAGAACAGAAUGAUGAUACGGCAAGAAUUUCGCCUUCUGAGGUAAGCGUUGAUAGUAGUUCAGACAAGCCCGCAAAUGACGAAUCGUCAUCAACAAAUCAACCAGCUAGUGAUGCAAUGAUUGAAGCGAAAGAUGACACCUCUGUUCCUGAACCGGAACUUCCUUCCGCAUCAAUCGAUGAGCAACCACGUAAUGAGCGCGAAAAAAGCCUAGAAGCAGUUGUCGAAGAACCAUGCGUGAGGCGUGAAAUAUCACCCUCAAAAUCGGUUCGCCUCGAAAAAGACGACAGCACUGAGAAGCAGGUUGAAGAGUUGGAAAAAAUAAAAAAAGUCGACCUUAGUCAGCUGAGCAAGGACUCGGCUGAGGCUUUGUUUUAUACGCUGAAGAAAAGUGAGCUUGAAAACCAAGAGCCGAACGAUGAUGGGGUGGUUGGUAUGGAGGAGAAAGCUACGGUCGCUACUGAACCUCAGGAACAUACUACCGAGGACGAUGAUCAGGAUGUUGUGGUGAAGGAAGAGCCUCCACCAGCACCGAUCGAAGAACGUACUAAACGAUCAUUUACUGAUGAUUUUUUAGAUGAAACCCCCAUCACUGAAGCUCCAACUAAGGCCAUGAUGCCAGGUGAUGGGGUUGAUCAGCUUGCCGAUCAGGAACGAUCUUCACUAGAAGCGGACGAGCAGAAGGAUGAGUUCAAUCCUAUGGUCAUGGUAUCGAUGCGUUCGAAACAGUUCCAGGACCAGCUGCACAGCCGAGGAGCAGGGCAGAAGAUCGACGAUGAGCUAGGGACCGAUAGCACACCCAAACGUCCCAUCAUGCGGAGAUGCAUGACCGAAAUGUCCGGGCUAGAGCGGUACGAUGCACCGUUGGAAGACGAUCUUGUCGAUAGCCGCCAAGACGAUCCUAGUUAUGUCGAGGAAGAGGAUCAAUUCGAUGGAUAUUACAUAGGGCAUAUAAAGAACAAAAUUCUUGCCUCAUCCGUGUCGGUGGCUGAUUCCGAUUGUCCCGAUGGAACGAGAUCCUCAGUUGAGUCUGUCGGCGAGAACAAUGUGCGUACUGCGCUGGAAACGAUUGCUUCGACAGACACGGAGUCAACAAUUGCUUCACAGGCCACCACCAGGCAGGCCGGACCACGUAGCUAUCUGCGAAAGCACUCGCAGAACACUUCCUCUAACAUACCGUACGCGUCGUUCGGUAAUGCUGCCAUCGAUCAGUCGCUGGACGAGUUUAUCGAGCGUGAGGAGCAACACAAACAGGACGAAGCGAUGGCUGAAGCGGCCACAAAGAUUCAGCGAUCGUACCGGACGCACAAGAAGCGAUUGUUGCGCGAUUAUCACAGCACGAUGCGGACCUUCACCGAGGAUCAGUCGGCGGAAAGUGGUGAAGAGUAUGCGGCUAACGUGAUCCAGAUCAAGCUGGACCAGAGACGUGCUGAGGCAGACCCAUCGGCGGUGGGUGACGCAGGCGAGGAAAGUGAUACGGCAGUGACGACACCGGGAAAAGUUGGAUUGACCGCAACUGGUAAACGGCCGAUGUACAGCUUGAACAUUGACGAGUACGACACGGUUGCACGACGCAUGACACUAACACGCGGUGUAGCAAUGCAGCGUAACUCGACCCCAGACGAAGACUCCGGCAAGUCGACCAACGCGUCCACCGAUCGGAAGCCAUCGUUAAGUAGUCCAGUAGCUGUGAAGGAUCCAACACCGGCAGCCAGUGGAUCCGGUGAAAGUCCUUCAUCGGAUGAAAAGCCUGCGGAACGCGAUACAGCCGGCAGUUCGAGCGAUGAACGGGAACAGAAGGAUGCGCUAAGUUCAUCACGAUCAAAACCGAAAAGUGGUCCCGCAUCGACUGUACCCAGCCGGGAACAGCGCACCGAACCACUGGUGCCCAGAACCGCUACCAGCCGAACAUCAUUCGCACCGCUGGACGUGCAGAGCUUGCUGCUGAUUGCCCGGCAGCGCACGAUGCCGGUACAGAUCGAUUCGUCCGUCAUUCGAGUACUUCCCAAACAUAUGCGUAAACGGAUCAGCAGUGCGGGUGUGAUGAACAGCAAUGGCAAGCGAAAGUAA